CUCCAAUUGGAUAUCACUGCAGUUGUCUGAUAAUGGGCGGAGGGUAAAAGCCUGCAUUAGGCGGUUGUCUCCACCCCGGAUAUACCCACUUUCCCCCCGGCACAUAUACGUACAUUAGGGCCGCCACGGCUACACUUUCUCUUGUUCAUGGUUCGAAUCUGCGAGAGAAGGAUGAAGUUUUUGGUUGCAGUCACCGUAAUCGUUGGGUCAGUGAUAUUUCUGCUCUUCCCGAGCGGAUCAGACGCUGACGAGAAACAGAAGGGCCCAAAAGUCACGGCCAAGGUAAGGCACCUAGCAAUUGCAAGAGUAGCUAGCAAAUCGAAAGUCUGGAUGGAUAAAAACCAAUUUUUUUCGCACAGCUAACGUUUGCAGUAACAAACCGUAUUGUACUGUCUGACUUUUCAGUUCUAAAACAUUGCGAACUACAAUGUCACAAGACGUGAUACAAUAACAAUGAAACAAACUCGGCUAAAUGAGAUGCAGCCGCUAGGUACUAGUUAAUGCACGGCCUCGAUGCUUGCAAGGAAUGCAGGCCUUAGUUAGCUAGUUUUCUUGCUGCCCGGUUUGCAAUGUGUUCAAUCCAGUCUAUUCAAUCUUUACCUAUAUCUUGAAAUGUCUUUGUAACAAUAUCUGUUCAACCAUCUGCUUGAAGGAAAUGUGUUAACAUGUUACAUUGUCUGGUGGAGUUAGCUAGCUGCUGUAGUUAACUAGGCCACGUCCACUUGGGGCUACGUGUGAUUCUCUGCGCCCAACGUCGUAAGGUAAUUCACGAGUCUAACGAAAUAAAACGUGCACACGUGUAUUGGAAGUAAUUUUUCCAUUUCUGUUUGUGCAAUCAUUGGGUUGUUUGUGACCGGUUAUAGGCAAUGCAGUUAAUGUGGUCUUUAUUUCCAUAAUCAAGUUUCCGGACAUCCCACUGCAACUAAUGGUUAAAUAAACUAAGAAACCGGUUUUUUUUUGUGCAAACGACAACCUUUCAAACAAGCCUGGCAUACAGGACUGUCUGGGCGUAGUCUUCCUCUAAAUGAAAUGCCAAAACUAUGUUUUUAGUUUUAAAGCCACUGUAAGCAGUAGUGGUGUGUGGGUAAAAUCAAUGGGGAAGCCAGAAGAAAAAAAAAUAUUACAACCUGUGUUGUGAUUAUUGCGUUGUUUGCUCUAUAUAGUUAAGGCCUUGCGACCGUGAUAUAUAUAUCUAUUAGGCCGAGACAAAAAGACACAGUGGCAGAAUAAAUUCAACCACACUUUUUUUGUUUUAUCACAAAAUCGGAUAGCAACCUCUGUCUGGUUUAGUCCACAAAGCAUAUUGCAUGUAACAGACAGUUACAUGACCUACAGCAUGGUCAAGCAAGUUGUUUCAGUAUUUUUCGGACCACUAAACACCAAUUGAUUUAGAACCACAAGUCGGAAAGAAAACAGGAGCUGCCUCCACAAUUCCAGCACCAUUUCAACUUCAACAUAUCAACGUCAUCAAAUCACCUCUGCUUAGGCUAAUACAGUGACAAUUAAAAUAUACCAAAAACAAUUUAGCCCCAUCAAUGUAAACUAAAUGUGGCUGUCCAUGGUUCUGAUUUCUGUGCGUUCGUGCAAAUAGAAAAAUGACUCGCCCUACUUGUAGACAUGCAAAUGCCAUCCGCGACUUACAGCUAGUGCAUACUUUUUAUUUUUUAUUUUUCCUCAUGUUGAAGAAACGGUCUAUCACUGUCAUACAGUACACGCUUUUUUUGUUGUUCUAGGCUAUCUGGCUAAAAUGCUUGCUCUAGCCUAACUUCCAUUCAUGGGCAACGUUUAGCUAGUUCACAUUAGCCUUCUACAUCUAGCAACAUAUUGCAUUUCCAUCCUCUCAGGCCAGGGGCACAACAAUGUAUGAAUUAAUGAUUGGAGCAGAAUCGCCAUUAUAAUCAUUGGUCAGUACGGAGAACCACAAGGCCAAAUCCAUAUCUCCAUGGCUAAUUUAGGAAAGGGACAACUUUAGCUAGCUAGCCACCGAAGGACAACCACACAAUGAGAUGCAACAAUUCAAGUUUCUGUCAAAUGACGUAAGCUCUCAAUGCGAUUUGAAAGGUGUUACGCCAACCCCAAGCUAGCUUCCCUUGGUACGCAUUCACAGUUGAGCUCAACGCUAAUUGUAAAACUUUUUUUUAUCAAGGAAGGCCAAAUGCUCGCUGGCUUCCAUUGCAUUCCAUUCAAUGCUAUUGGUGGCAACAAUGUCAUACUCGUUUGGACCAAACCGCAUCAGAUAGAUGGCCUACACGUAGAGACAGAGGGACGCUGUUUAGCUCGCUCGGAUGCUUUUUCCGGUGAGCUACAUUCAGCCUCUUGCGAAUUGAAGGAAAAUUAUGAAACAUGGAGAGAUGGAAAAUAAGUUGUUUUAAUUUUUGUACUUUAUUUUUUCCGGAAGCUUGGCAUCCAUUCACACACCACUUGAUUUCCAUGAUAGGCCUAUAUCUUCAAGUGCUCAAGGGAUGACAUUCAAGUUGCUUUUGAUAAUUCCUGCUAACCCAUUUACUCACGCUUUCCCAUCUUAACAGGUUUAUUUUGACAUCAGAAUUGGAGAUGAGGAUGUUGGACGAAUUGUCAUUGGGUUGUUUGGGAAAACGGUACCCAAGACCGUCGAGAACUUCAUUACACUAGCAACUGGAGAGGUGAGUUAAAAAAAAAUAUAUAUAUACCCAGGGUAUCGAUUUAGCCAAUGCAUGUAAUGUUAUGGUAGAACCAUUGAGGUACUGACUAAUGCAUUGCUUCUUGUCUCAACAGAAAGGAUUUGGCUACAAAAGCAGCAAGUUCCACAGGGUUAUCAAGGACUUCAUGAUCCAGGGUGGUGACUUCACCAGAGGAGAUGGCACUGGCGGUGAGGGGAAUUUUCACACUUAGAUAUAGAUCUAACUACAAAUAAGGAUAUGGGCAUCAAUGCAAAUGUUGAUUAACGUCAAUGUCCUUGUUUCCUUGAAGGCAAGAGCAUCUACGGAGACCGCUUCCCUGAUGAAAACUUCAAGCUGAAGCACUACGGACCUUACUGGCUGAGCAUGGCCAAUGCUGGGAAGGACACAAACGGCUCCCAGUUCUUCAUCACCACCAUUCAGACACCUUGGUUGGACGGCAAGCACGUGGUCUUCGGCAAAAUUUUGGAAGGCACGGUGAGUUCUCCCCAAACACCCCCACAAAACAAAUACACACCUCCCCCUGCAGAUGAAUCUGUUUUCAUACCCCUCACGUGGUAUUGCUCUCCUACAGGAUGUGGUGAAGAAGAUUGAGGGCACAAAGACAGACGGCCGGGACAAGCCCCUCAAAGACGUGUCCAUCCACGACUGUGGAAAGAUCGACGUGGAGAAACCCUUCGCGAUCGCCAAGGAGUAAAAACAAGUCAACUCUGUUUUUAAAUGGGGGAGCAGGACUGUGGGGUUUAGGCAGACCAUUGCAUUUUCUGUUUUGCUUACCACUGGUCCUGUAGUGGGGCUCCUGCUCGGGCUGUCCUGGUAGCAGAAGCUGCCCAUUGAAGUUAAGUGCCAGACCAACAAAGGCACACUGGGUCCAUUUCCAAACAGGCAUUCCAGUAUGGUUGUCGUGCAGCUGAUACCUGCUCAUUUUGUAAAGAAUAAAUCUUCAAUAAAGGAUCCAGGUUUUGUUAAGAUGGUUUCUAGUGUUCAAUCAUUAAGGUUUUUGUAAUUUUAUUCACGUAGUCACAACCUUGGUAUGCCUUAACGUGUUCUUUUUAGUUUGUGUUAUACCUUAUUUUUAGUAUUACAUUGUUAU
This is a messenger RNA of Coregonus sp. 'balchen', 3750 nucleotides long. NCBI's taxonomy places the organism in Eukaryota, Metazoa, Chordata, Actinopteri, Salmoniformes, Salmonidae. The record is from the annotation of a GenBank genome assembly.